Pectinophora gossypiella (pink bollworm) is the source of this 445-nucleotide messenger RNA. Its product is annotated as U6 snRNA-associated Sm-like protein LSm2. The coding region runs from base 48 to 335 and encodes 95 amino acids. Lineage: Eukaryota; Metazoa; Arthropoda; Insecta; Lepidoptera; Gelechiidae. Gene Ontology annotation, biological process: mRNA splicing, via spliceosome. Gene Ontology annotation, cellular component: Lsm1-7-Pat1 complex; P-body; U4/U6 x U5 tri-snRNP complex. Gene Ontology annotation, molecular function: RNA binding. The transcript has a single exon. The record is from RefSeq and is a predicted model, not a curated record.
AAGCGGCAGGAAACGUUUCCGUGAAAAGUCGUUUAUUUACCGCAAUAAUGUUAUUUUACUCAUUUUUCAAGUCGCUUGUUGGCAAAGACGUGGUCGUCGAGCUUAAAAACGAUCUCAGUAUAUGCGGGACAUUGCAUUCCGUGGACCAGUACUUGAAUAUUAAGUUAUCCGAUAUAAGCGUCAUAGAUCCGGACAAAUAUCCACAUAUGCUGUCAGUGAAGAAUUGUUUUAUACGAGGCUCUGUUGUGCGGUAUGUACAACUACCAGCAGACGAAGUAGACACCCAGUUACUCCAGGACGCGGCGAGGAAAGAAGCCACAGUAUCGACAAGAUAGAACACAUAACCUCAAAAAUGUGAAGCUAAGUUUUGGACCGAGUGUAAAUACUACUUUUAAGUACAAGUUUUCUCUAUAAAGUGACUCCUCAAUAAAUGUAUUGCGUGUAA